AGAGGCAGCUUGUCCCCACGCCUCUGGCACUCUCGGUCCUGACAGCACGGCUGUUGGAGAGGGUUUGGCUCACUGCUUAGCGAGCUGCGUGUUUUGUUCCUUGUGCUGCAAGGAAAUGGAGCAACAAGGGCAUGGCGAGCGGGGCAACUGGCAAACUAAGGUUUGGAAGACAGUUGCCCUGGUGCUGGUCACAGUGGCUGUGGCGUCCUUCGGCGUUUAUUGCGUCGGAGGUCUUGUGGAAGGUUUAAAGACAACAGCAGGAGUGACUGCAAGGCUGGUGCGUGGUGAUGGGGAAAUGCUGAGCCUUGACGAAGAGCUUGCUAAGGUCCAGCGGCAGCUUCAUGUCCUGCAAUGGAGAGCGAGGGACAUCACUGAGCGUGCUCUCCACGAAGCCCUGAGAAGAACUGAGCUCCCAGGCUUUACAGGCGAGGCUGUUCAAAAGAUCAUUCACCAGGUACUGGAGAAGCUGGAAGAAAGCCCAUUCCAGAUGACGAAUUAUGCCAGCAAAACUUCAGGCGCCACUAUCAUUCGUUCCAAGACUUCUCCCUCCUGGAUUGGAAGUGGGAGAGUCUUCUGGCAGUCGCUGCCUCUGAUGGCUUAUAUGAGGCCUCCUGAGGUUAUUCUGGAGCCUGACAAUCAUCCAGGUAACUGCUGGCCCUUCCCAGGAAGUCAAGGGCAUGUCUUCAUCAAGUUGCCUGUGGCCAUCUUCCCCAUGGCAGUUACCAUAAACCAUGGGGUUCCAGCAGCAGCAUACCAUGCAGACAGCAUCUCCAGUGCUCCAAAGGACUUCGCUGUCUAUGGCCUGCAGGAGGAAGAUGAUGAGAAAAGAACGUUGCUGGGAGAGUUCACCUUCAUGCCAGGCCAGGCUCCCGGUCAGACCUUCCAGCUGAAGAACGAGCACUCUGGGUUCAUCAAGUACGUAAGGCUGCAAGUGCUGAGCAACUGGGGCCACCCAGACUACACCUGUCUGUAUCAAUUCAGGCUCCACGGCGAUCCAGCCCAUGAUGGUGAUGCUAGGGGAAAGCUAUCUGCCUAGGGGAAUGCUGGCUGGCUUAGUUCUCAAUAAAUUACUUUAACAUUUCCCACGCUGA
Molecule: messenger RNA, 1091 nt
Organism: Gallus gallus (chicken)
Lineage: Eukaryota; Metazoa; Chordata; Aves; Galliformes; Phasianidae
Product: SUN domain-containing protein 3-like
Exons: 9
Coding region: 116-1036 (306 amino acids)
Biological process (GO): nuclear envelope organization
Cellular component (GO): nuclear envelope; meiotic nuclear membrane microtubule tethering complex
Molecular function (GO): protein-membrane adaptor activity
Source: RefSeq, a predicted model, not a curated record